Messenger RNA from Solanum lycopersicum (tomato), 844 nucleotides. RefSeq names its product PLAT domain-containing protein 3. Gene Ontology annotation, molecular function: protein binding. NCBI's taxonomy places the organism in Eukaryota, Viridiplantae, Streptophyta, Magnoliopsida, Solanales, Solanaceae. The record is from RefSeq and is a predicted model, not a curated record.
UAUCAUACUAUAUCACUCCUAUCUGUCUAAAAAGCAUUCCCCUUUUUUCCUCACAUUUUCUCUAACAAUUAAACAACAUAACUAGACUUAAGGAGAGUUCAAGUAGCCAUGGGAGUAGCACAAAUUAACCAAUUCUGGUUCUAUGUCAUGAUCCUUCUCUUGUCCAUCUCCGUUUCUUCUAUUUCUAGCUCUGAAUCAAAUUGUGUAUACUCAGUUUACGUUCGGACAGGGCAAUUCUUUGGGUCUGGAACUGACUCCAAAAUAAUCUUAACUCUCUAUGAUGCGGAUGGAUAUGGACUUAGAAUCAACAAUCUACAAGCAUGGGGUGGGCUUAUGGGCGAAGGUUACGACUACUUUGAAAGGGACAAUUUGGAUAUGUUUACGGGUCGUGGUCCAUGUUUGAAUGGUCCAAUCUGUAAAAUGAACUUGACUUCAGAUGGUACAGGCCAACACCCUGGAUGGUACUGUAAUUACGUUGAAGUUACCUCUACAGCAGAGCACAAACGAUGCAACCAGCAGUUGUUUACAGUCGAGAAUUGGCUUGGUGCUGAUGUUUUCCCAGAUGGGCUAACGGCCAUUAAGAACAACUGUGGCCGUAAGUCCGAAGAGCAAUUGUCUAUUUACGAUUCUCAGUCCUAUCAUGUUGUUGAUGUUAUUUAAUAUGAGCUUAUAGAGGGUUGUUGAGCCAGGCUCAGAAUUUCGCUCAUUCUGUCUCUCUAUUUUUUUUCCCUUUUCCCUUUUUCCAAUUCGAAUACAUCACACAUUGUGAAUAAUUUACAUAUUGAUCUGAUAUUGUAUGUAUUGUGGAUGAGAUAAAAUGGUGAUAUUUUUUCUACAUUGAAAA